Messenger RNA from Monopterus albus (swamp eel), 3682 nucleotides. RefSeq names its product progestin and adipoQ receptor family member VII, b (gene paqr7b). Gene Ontology annotation, biological process: response to steroid hormone. The transcript has 2 exons. Bases 208 to 1266 code for a protein of 352 amino acids. Gene Ontology annotation, cellular component: plasma membrane. The record is from RefSeq and is a predicted model, not a curated record. NCBI's taxonomy places the organism in Eukaryota, Metazoa, Chordata, Actinopteri, Synbranchiformes, Synbranchidae. Gene Ontology annotation, molecular function: steroid binding; nuclear steroid receptor activity.
GCUUCCUGAUUGGUCAGAAGAGCUGCGUGUCAAACGUCUGUAUCCUCCAAGCAGCUGUGCUGUGGCCGCUAGGCGCUGCUCCCGUCACAGACAUCCUUUCUCUGUUCACGGUUUUAAACAAUGCUAUUUAUAUUCUGCACGGUUCUAAAUCAUUUAUCGACUGCUAAACCAAGGAUUCUAAAUUGAUUCUAUCAUCUACAGUUUGCCAUGGCGACGGUGGUGAUGGAGCAGAUUGGUCGCCUGUUUAUCAAUGCGCAGCAGCUGCGCCAGAUCCCUCAGCUGCUGGAGUCAGCCUUCCCCACACUGCCUUGCACUGUGAAGUUGUCCGAUGUUCCCUGGGUUUUCCGUGAGCGUAACAUCCUCACUGGCUACAGACAGACCGACCAUAGCUGGCGCUACUACUUCCUCACCCUUUUCCAAAGGCACAAUGAGACCCUCAAUGUGUGGACCCAUCUGCUGGCUGCCCUCAUCAUCUUGGUGAAGUGGCAGGAGAUCUCAGAGACAGUGGAUUUUUUGCGAGACCCUCAUGCUCAGCCUCUCUUCAUUGUCCUCCUGGCAGCCUUCACCUACCUCUCCUUUAGCGCCCUCGCUCAUCUCCUGUCUGCCAAGUCAGAGCUUUCCUACUACACCUUCUAUUUUCUCGACUACGUGGGAGUUGCUGUCUACCAAUAUGGCAGUGCCCUGGCACACUACUAUUACGCCAUAGAGAAGGAGUGGCACACUAGGGUGCAAGGCCUCUAUUUGCCCUCCGCAGCAUUCAUGGCCUGGCUCACUUGCUUUGGCUGCUGCUAUAGCAAAUAUGCUAAUCAUGAGCUACCCAAGUUAGUCCUCAAGUCCUUCCAAGUGGUGCCGUCAGCCUUGGCUUACUGUUUAGACAUAAGCCCUGUGGUUCACCGUAUCUACAGCUGCUACCAGGAGGGCUGCUCUGACCCUAUUGUGGUGUACCAUUUCUACCAUGUGCUCUUUUUCAUAAUCAGCGCCUAUUUCUUCUGCUGCCCCCACCCAGAGAGUUGGUUCCCUGGGAGGUGUGACUUCAUCGGGCAGGGCCACCAGAUCUUUCACAUGCUGGUGGUGGUGAGCACCCUGAUGCAGAUCGAAGCACUGCGAACAGACUUCACAGAGCGCCGCCCGUUGUACGAGCAUCUUCACGGCGAUCUUGCGCACGAUGCUGUCGCUCUCUUCAUCUUCACUGCCUGCUGCAGCGCUCUUACUGCUUUUUAUGUGCGUAAAUGCGUACGUGCCUCUCUCCACGAGAAGGACAAGUAAGAACUGGAGUAAAACUUGAGUCAAAAGUCAAAUUUAUUUUACUUUUGAGUGACCGUUUAUUUAAAAUAAUUCUAAUGUUUUUGUCAAUGAAAGUUAUUAGUUUGUGACAGUGACAUAAAUAUUUCUUCUGUGAUCUGCCAAACUACAGUGAGCUAAAAAAAAAGUGACAAAUGUCGUGUUUUUGUGACUUUCGCUGAGGAUAAGGGACUCUUGUAAUUUGUCUGUAGCAAUACAGGUAGUACUCAAACACUGUAAUCAGUCCUCGCAUUGUUACACUGCUCUUUUUUUAGUCUGCAAGAUUUUUUUUGUAGUGAAACUGUUAAAGAAUGUUUAAUUUUACCAUACAAAAUUCUUCACUUUCUGUCAAGGUAAGCAGAAAAACUGUUGCGUAAAGACUGUUCCUUAAGGUGAUUUUUUUUACCCAGUGAUAUUUAGAACAAUCUGACUAUCUUGAUCAAAUUGUAGCAUUUGAAAUCACGCAAGCACUUAUAUUUAUAAUUUACCAAUAGCACUUUGUAUAUUGCAGUCAAUUCCUAUCUGAUUUAAAUUGGUGUUUAUGAGGUACCUUUUAAACGUCGUGUUCCUCUCGAUUCUGUCCCUCUCUUUAGGGAUCAAUGCAGGGAUGAAUUUUAUUUAGCAAGGUGCAAACGCUGUGUUGUGGAAACAUUUCAAUGUGUUCUUGGAAGCUGAGAACUCAGUUGCAAACCAAAUUGUGUACCUCUUAUUAAAAGUUCUUUUCUGGGGGACAGAUAACAUUAUGUUGAAAAUGAGGCUGGUGCUCAAUGUUGGUUAACUGAAGGCUAGAAGAUUAAAGCUGUCUCUCAGUGUUAAAUCCUUUUCAUUCAAAGGACUGAAACAUCAGUUUUCGCCUUUUCACAUCCCACGAUGUCAGUGCUUCUGCGUAUAGUUUUAAUUAUCGGUUGAUCAGAUCUGAGUCACAAAAACAUCCGAGUUGUGUCCUGCUUUUGGUAUAUUUAGUUUUUGUAUGAUGAACAUGUAUGUGCCUCUCCGCAUGUCUUUUGGUAUAUACUGUGAAUAAUAAGUGUGUGAAUGUCUUUGAAAGCUUUGCCUUGCACUUCUUUCUUACCCUGUAAAUAAGCUGUACUUCUCUAAAAGGUUUGCAUUUCAUUGUCUCUCCACCUCACAGCAUUCAGAACCAAAUGCAUUUUUUUCCAGUGGAAUUCCACACAUUCUAUUUAGCUACAUACUCUCCCAGUGUGUUCUGUGUUCAGUGUCCUCCUCAAUCUGGACUUUAUUAGCCAUGAAUACUCCAUUUCAUACUGCCACGUUGUUAACUGAAAAGUCCCUUAGGUUUUUUUUUUUUUGUUUGAUGAGUUGUGCAUAAAAAUAUCAGAUAUGGCUCACUAGUAAUGUUGCUUCAGUUUUUAUCUCACAAAAUCUGAAACCUCAGAAAUGAUCUUAUUCGUUGCAGCACUCUGUUUAUGAUGGUGUUUAAUGUGCCAAUGAAUCUGUUAUUGCUUCAGUGAUGGUACUACUGAAAGAUGAAUUCAGUUGCAGAAUGUCAGAAGUCACAGGUUGAUUUUUAAAUUACGUCUCCACCUGACUGCAAAUGUUAUUGGUGACAUUUCACCUAACACUCCUAAAAAUAAACUUUCUAGCAGCUGACUUUGGCAUUACUGACCUGGUCUCAUCAUGCACUGCCUGAAACAACACUGUAUAUACUGUAGUUGACAACACUGGCUAUGUUUACAUGCAUGGACGUGUCUGCUGUUAAUGUGAUUACUCUGGUUUUGUGUCAUCUCCUGAGCAUAAUAAUUCAAACUAAGCUGAAAGAACCAGUUCUCCAGGUCAGAGAAGCUUUUGUAAGACACCUCCAUUAUUAUGCAGGGUUAUAUCAUGGUUGGUAACAAGAGUGAAGCUCUCUUGUGUAGGACUCUUUUUGUACCUGUAGUCUAAUGCCUAAUCAAGGUUUUUUUGUGGCCAGUGAUACCCCAUUGGUAAAUGAAGCCUGUAAAUUUUUCACCAGCCCUGUCUGUGAUGUGUAGUUAUUGUCUUGAACAUCAAAAGGACCAAAACGAUUCAACCUGGGGUUACUAUUUCUUUCCUUGUGUUAGAAGUUAUUUGGUGUGGUGCAAAUGAGGAGAGAGCAGCCUGGAAAGUGACUGGUAUUCCUUGCUACAUAGAUUGUGGCAACAUUGAUAAUGUCACCCAUUAUCUACAGUAAGUUGCAUGCCAAUUAACCUGACUAAGGACCUGACUGGAAUAUUGCCAGCACUCCAUGUACUGUAAGUGUGUGUGUGAGUGUGUGUAAACGUAGCCUCUGAUGCAACGUAAGGUUUCUCUUUAUCCCUUUAUGAAAGCAGGAUAAGAGGGACCAGAAUGUCUUCUGCCUCUAAAAAUAUAUGGUCGACUGUACUAAUAUUCUAUGGUAUUUAAGAAAAUAAAGGAUUACAAA